Strongyloides ratti is the source of this 3087-nucleotide messenger RNA. RefSeq names its product Regulator of G protein signalling domain and Regulator of G protein signalling superfamily domain and Regulator of G-protein signalling, domain 1-containing protein. Gene Ontology annotation, molecular function: GTPase activator activity. Lineage: Eukaryota; Metazoa; Nematoda; Chromadorea; Rhabditida; Strongyloididae. The transcript has 11 exons. The record is from RefSeq and is a predicted model, not a curated record. The coding region runs from base 1 to 3087 and encodes 1028 amino acids.
AUGGAUGAAAUAAUAAAAGAAACGAAUGAAAAAAAAAACUAUCAAAAAGAAUCAAAUUUAUUAAGAGAAAAUUGUUUAGAUGGUGAUAAUAAUGAUAAAGUUUGUAAUAAAAUACAUCAGUCAAUUAUUAAUGAUGAUAAUAAUGGUGAAUCAAAAAUAAUUAUUACUCAUUUUAAUGAACCAAAUUACUCAAAUUCCAUUGAAAAUGUAUCAACAAAGAAUGGUAUAUCAAGUUUUAUUAGAAGUGGUACACAUCGUCUCCGUGAUUCAAGAAGAUGUUAUGCAAUGCGUCAAAAAUUACUACAAAAUAAUUUAAGUAAUGAAAGUGUAAAAAAAUGUGAUUCUAAGGAACAGUCUAAUAUUCAAAAUAAUUUACAAACUAUAUCAUCACAUCAUUCAAAAGAUAAUUUUAUAAUAACAUCAUCUAAAUCUACUUUAAAAAGAUUAUCAAGUUCUGUUAGUUCACUUAUUGAAGGAAAAUAUAUCUUUACAACGACAUCAUCACCAAAGAAUAAAAAAAGUACAAAAGAAAAUAAGAAUGAUAACUUAUUCCUAGUUACAAAUUAUUCUGUUUCACCUUAUAAUCAUAGUAACAAUGUAAGAAAUUCUAUUAAAAAAAAUUUAAAUGAUGGAGAUUCAAUUCAAUUUGUCGAUACAAAAUUAUCUGCUCCAUUUGAAAAAAUUAUUAAUAAAUCUGAUGAAAGAAUAGAAGAGAAUAGUAGUUAUUCAUUCAAGGAUAAUACAUUAAUUUGUAAUAGAAUUGAGAGAGAGAACAAUCCAAAAGAGGGCAAAAAAAAUAUCUCUCAGUGCUUGGGAGGAGCAAUAAAGACAUCAUCUCUUGUUGAUAUACAAUCUAUUGAAAAAAACUCAAUUAUUCAAGGAGUAUCUUCAGAAACAAAAAUAACUGUUCCAAAUAUGUGGUUUAAAAAUUUUUUCUUUGGCCGUAAGAAGAAUAACAAGAAGUCAAUUGAAAAUGUAUCUACGGAAAAGAUAAAAGUUUUACCUGAUAAGGAUUCUAAAAAUGUUGAAUUUUUUACUAACGAUCAGGGAACCAACAAGUCAAAUCUCCUUGUUAAGUCACUAACCGGCCCCAUUAAUUCAACAUAUCCAGGAGAAGAUAAUUUUCAACAUCAAAAUAAUACUUUACCUUUAAAGGAGACAAAAUUUUUUACAUCAGAAUCGGCUUUCUGUGAUAACUUCACGGUCACAAAUGUGCCUUUGCAUAAAUUAUUCAUAGGAAGUUCUUCUGUAUGUUUCCAAGCGGAUCUUACUGCAUCUCAGGAGAGUGGAAACAACGAACAACAAAAUCAACAAAAAAAUAAACCGUCUUUAGAAACGGAAAAAGACUUAUCUUUUUUGAGUAUAAUGCCAACACUAUUAACAGCUUCAAAAGAAAGUGAUCUAGAAAAAAUUUUGAAAUGUGAUAUUAAAAGGAAGCCGUUUCAAAACUUUCUAGAACAACAAUUUUGUGUAGAAAAUUUAAAUUUUUAUUUAGCUGUUGAGGAAUAUCGUAAAAUACCGGAUGAAGAAUUAACGAAAAGGAAAGCUGUUGGCUUACAAAUUUUUGAACGCCAUUUUAUAACACAUAGUGCUGAACCAGUAAAUAUUGAUAAUUCAACAAAUAGAACAAUAAAAGAUGCCGUAUUAGCAGGAAAAUUUACUUCUGAUUUAUAUGAUGUUGCUCAAUAUCAAAUAUUUCAUCUUCUUAAAUAUGAUUGUUGGCCAAGGUAUUUAAGAGUUGCAUCAGCAGAGGAUAAAGAUGCACUUGGUUUAGAAGAUUCUUCCGAUAACUAUUCAAAGAAGUUUUCGGAAUCGGGGAAAGAUUCAACGGAAUUACAAAGACCAUUAAGGCAAACACAGGAAGUUGAUAAAUUUUGUACAUUACUUAGUAACGAUGGAUGUUCUAGUGAAAAAAUAUGCCUAAAAGAUCCUCGUGAAUCUGUAGCAAAAUGGAUAGCAAAUAUUGCUGUAAGUUAUGGAAUGGAUAAAUUUGCCACAGAAGUUGUUGAUGCACAAACAGGAAGUACAAUAGAUCCAGCAAGGCAAGCAGUUGAUGCAUUACAUAAUAGAUGUGUUAGAUUAGUUUCUGUAGUAUUUGUGACAGUUGAAUUUUUAUCACCAAAUGCCACUGUUAAAUCUAGUACACCACCACAACCAGCAAGAGUGGUUACCGUUAAAGCAAGGCAUAGCCUCACAAUUGGGAGUGCUAUUCGUCCACUUUUUGCUAAAUAUAUGAUAGAUCCAACACAAACGGCUAUUUGUUUUUGUGGUGGAGUUGAUCAAGUACCACCAAGAACACAACUUGGAUCAAUACCACCAAGAAAAUUAACUGUAAUGACAUACCAACAAUUACAAGAAAGACAACAAAUGCCAAAAAAAGAUUUGCAAAAAUUGGAUAUGAAUGUUUCACCUAAUAUGUCACAAAAAGAUCAAAAUCUUCCUUUCCAUCAACAUGGUGAUGUUGCAUUUUAUGUUCAACCAAUUGAUAAUGAUGGUAAAAGUCAUAAACAUAGUGCUAUCCGUUCUAAUAGUUCAAAUCCUCGUUCUGAAGGAUCAUCAGCAACAGAAAGUAUAAUGUCAAGAUUUCGUAGAAAGGCAAGCCAAGCUGUAGGAAAUAAAGAUUCUGAUCAAAAUAAUUGUCAAAAUAAUUCAUUAAAACCAAGUAACAAACUUUCAGACACAAAAUUGGCAGUAACACACACCAGAUCUGGUAUCGCAACAAAUAAUUCACAAAAUAAAGGAGCUGGUGGAAGAAAAAAUUCAACACCAAAAAAUGAUAAUUCAUCAAAAAAAACAGUUAUGUCUUCUAUGGAUGUACCAUAUUGUGGAGAAAAUCAAAAAGCUGAUGAAGCAUUUAUGAUACAAAAAAAUGAAUUAUUAAAAGAAGAGGAGGAAUUAAAAAAGAAAAAAGAAAAUAAAGAAGUUGAAGUUUCAGUAUUGUCGGGUUCUCAAGGAACAAACGGGAAUUUGGCGCAUGUUCCAGCCAUAUAUGCAUCAGCCGUUCGUAGUGAUAAGGAACCAGUAUCAACAUCUAAUUGUCCAGACACCAGUUCAAGUUUAGGUUGGCAGCCAGCUGAUUAUGUUUAA